AAUCAGACCCGUGCAGGACUCUGCCACAAGGUCAGUUAAAGCUGAAAAUGAGUGCAGUCGGGGAAAACCCCCUGGACCCUGCCGCGUCAGAGUCACGCAAGAGGAAGGGCUCGCCAUGCGACACGUCGGGGGAAAGCGUGGAGAAGCGGAGGCGGGAGUUGGAGUGUCGCUACAUCGAGGAGCUGGCGGAGCUGCUGUCGUCUAACAUGAGCGACAUUGCCAGCCUCAGCGCCAAGCCCGACAAGUGCCACAUCCUCAAGAGCACCGUGGACCAAAUCCAGCUGAUGAAGCGGCGUGCGCUGGAGAAAGCAGCCCUUCUGUCUCCAGAUGAUGAGGUGCAGAAGAGCGACAUCUCCUCCAGUAGUCAGGGUCUGGUGGAGAAAGAGGCCCUGGGGCCCAUGCUGCUAGAGGCCCUCGAUGGGUUUUUCUUCGUCGUAAACCGGGAGGGCCGCAUCGUCUUUGUGUCGGAGAACGUGACGAGCUACCUCGGAUACGCGCAGGGGGAGCUGAUGACCUCCAGCGUCUACAGCAUCCUCCACGUGGGAGACCACAAUGAAUUUGUUCGCAAUCUGCUGCCCAAAAGCCUGGUGAAUGGUGUGCCGUGGCCGCAGGAUUCUGCCCGGAGGAACAGCCACACCUUCAACUGUCGCAUGCUGAAGAGGCCGCCUGACGAGCUGGAUGCAGAGAACACGGAGGCUCGGCAGCAGUACGAGAUCAUGCAGUGCUUCACCGUGUCCCAACCACGGAGCAUGCAGGAGGAGGGAGAGGACCUGCAGAGCUGCCUCAUAUGUAUUGCCUGCCGGAUUCCUCGCACCCAGCCUUUCAGCACUGAGUCCUUCAUCACCAAGCAGGACCCCACAGGGAAGAUCAUCUCCAUAGAAACCAGUGCUUUGCGAGCGACGGGCCGCCCGGGCUGGGAGGAUCUGGUCAGGAAGUGCAUCUACGCUUUCUUUCAGCCGCAGGGCAAAGAGUCCUCCCACGCCAAGAAGCUGCUGCAUGAGGUGAUGACCCACGGCACCGCAAUCAGCCCGUUGUACCGGUUCACGUUAAGUGAUGGGACCCCGCUCAGCGCUCAGACCCGCUGCAAGUUCUGCUGCCCCCCCAACCCUGAUGUUCAGCCCUUCAUUAUGGGCAUCCACACUAUUGACAGGGAACACAACACUGCUAGCUCUCAGGAAAACACUAACCCCAGCCUUCCAACGACCCCCGGCAGCCUAAUCCCCCAGACCCCGUCCCUCCCUCCUCCCGGCAGCAACUGGACCUCAGGCCUCGCCGCCUCCAGCCUCCAACCCCCCAACAACAACACCAACACGUCCCCCUCCCCCCACGGACACAGCCCCACCACACCCGCAGGCUACCUGACGCCCAAUCGGACCUGUCCUCAACAGGUCAGCAGCCCCUCCCCUCUGAUUAGCCCUCUCACAACCACCCCUACCUCUUUUAUGUCACCCAGGAUGCAACGGGGCAGUCCUGGGUCAGGAGGGAGCCCUCGAGUACCGGGGAACCCCUUCUCUCCUUCCACGCCGGGCCUCCAAUCUCCAGUGGAUGGGAGUAGCGGGGGGUCAAGCUUCUCCAUGUCCUCUCCGGUUCUUCAGAGACAAGCCAGUACACCCACCGGCUCUUCAUCUGCAAAACCAGAAGGAGGAGAAAGAUGGGGAGAGGACUAUGUUAAAGCCCCCCUUCCUUCUGCCUCACUACUGGGAAACUCCAGACUCAAUCAGCUCCUGGACAGCAAUGGGAUGAGAGCUGAGUCCAGUAACAACAACAACAACAACAACAGAAUCCAUCGCACCGCAUCACCUCAUCCUCCGAACCUGCCCCCCUCCGCCCCGCAGUGCCCGGCGUCCCACAGCACUCUGACGGAGCGACACAAGAUCCUGCACCGGCUGCUCCAGGACACCAGUCCCAGCGACGCCUCCACGGAGGAAGGACUGAACAAAAACGACGUUGAGAUCAAGAAGGAGCCGCCUGCCAGCCCGGCUCUGAACGCAGCUAAGGCCGGAUCCAGAGAGCCUCAGGACCACCAGCUGCUGCGCUUUCUGCUGGACACAGACGAAAAGGACUUGGGUGACCUGCCUCCUCCAUCAGCUCUCAGCCUGCAGACGGUGAGGGUGAAGGUGGAGAAGAGAGCCAGCGUGGACGGAGGAUCCUGUGUUUCUGCAGCAUCAGGAGGAACGUCUAAAGCUCCAGGAAUCUGCAUCAGCCCCAUAUCCAGUCCUGUGGGAGAGAGCCGCAGAGAGAGCCGCAGAGACAGCAGAGACUCCACGAUGUCUGUAGGUCCUGUUGAUGUGGACCCUCUCUCUCAGCUGCUGCCUGGCCUUAGAGGGGCCAAACAGGGCAGUGAGGAUCCAGCCCCCCCUGGAGGAGGCCACAAACUGCACUCUCCGGCCCCCAAACUCCACUCUCCGGGCCCCCAGCUCCACUCUCCAGCCCCUCUUCUCCACUCUCCGGCCCCCCAGCUCCACUCUCCGGCCCCUCUUCUCCACUCUCCGGCCCCUCUUCUCCACUCUCCGGCCCCUCUUCUCCACUCUCCGACCCCUCUUCUCCACUCUCCGGCCCCUCAGCUCCAGUCCCCUCUGUCCCAAUCCCAGUUGAAGUCUCCGUCCCCCCAGCUCCACUCCCCCUCCCCACAGAUCAGACUGCAGUCCCCCACUCAGCUGCUGCCCGGAGAGAAAAGCACUCCCCGCAACGUAAAUGUGAAGCGAGAGCCCCCCGGCACCCCUAACAGAGGUCUCAGUGAUGGAGGCCUGCAGAGUCAGACAUCCUUUGAUUUCCGCAGCCCUCCCAGUCAGAACCAGAACCAGGGAGACCCCUUCCAGACCCCCAAAGACAGCAGCCCCUUCCCAGAGGCAGAAGUCAUCAACCCCUUCAGUUCAACCACUGGCCUUUCUAAAAUGGAUGUGGGAGACUCCCAGUUCCAGGCUCUGGUUCUGUCUGACGCUUUGUCCUUUGACGGUCUGGGAAUACAAGCUCCCUUGGCUUCACCUCAAGAGCAGUGUGUGCCCUGUACUCUGGAUGAAGUGCGACCCCCCACCACACCUGAGGGCCGUAACGAUUGAGAAAGCUCUGUUGGAGCAGCUGUCUCCUUCCUCAGCGGCACCGACGAGAGCGAGCUGGCUGAGCUGGAUAAAGCUCUGGGUAUCGACAAACUGGUGCAGGGUGGCUGUUUUGACCCUAACCCUCCGACCUUCAGCACCCAGCAACCCCCUGCCUCCCCCGGUUCGAUGGACCCUAAACUCCCUUCCUACCCGUCCCAGUUCACCGCAGCUCCACAGGCUCAGUUUCCUCCAGAGCUGGUGGCUGCGGGGCCCCAGGGUCUGGGGUUUGGAGCUCCUCGAGGGGCUUUUCCUGGGGGAACGACGGGCAUCGGGAUCAGACCGGGCAUGACUCGUCCUCAGGGGGGGGUCCCGGCGCUCAGACUGCCCCCCAACACUCUGCGUCUGCAGCUGCAACAGAGACUGCAAGGACCACAGCAGCUGCAGAACAGGAUGUCAGGAAUGACUGCGUUUCCUGCAGGAACCCCCCCACAUGUGAACAUAGGGAUUCGUCCGGGGGUCCAACAGCCGCAGAUGCCCUCGCAGCAGCCUCCCCUGAACGCCCAGAUGCUGGCCCAGCGUCAGAGGGAGCUCUACAGCAUCCAGCACCGCCAGAGGCAGAUGUUCCAGCAGAAAGUCCUGCUGAUGAGACAGAACCUGGCCGUUGCUCCGACUAAAGGCCCUCCAACAACGCCUCAACCGCAGCAGCAGCAGCAGCAGUUCACCUUCCCACCAGGGUACAAACAGCCCAAUGACGGGAAAACCCCCCCCUCACCGAGUCCCUUCAGCCCCCUGUCCCCCGGGGCUCCUCUGGACAACAAGCUGCCCGGCAGAGUCCCUGUGAGCAACCCCACGCUGAUGAGUGGCGUUCAGGGCCAGUUCAGCAGCUCCGUCAACGCCUCGCUGCAGCAGGGACUGUUCCAGCAGUUCGGAGGGGCCGUAAUCGCCCAGGCAGACCCAUCUUUCCCUCCGGAGAUGAGCCCGACCAGCCCGUUGUUGUCGCCUCAAAACUCAACCUCCCAGAGUCCUUUGCUGCAGCAACCCCCGCCCCCUGGCUACCAGUCACCAGAAAUGAAGAGCUGGCAACAGACCGGCAUGAGCAGCAACAGCCUGUUCGGUUCGUCAGGACAGAGUGCAGGGCAGGCGUUUGGCCAGCAGGGGGUUUACAACAACAUGAGCAUCACCGUCUCCAUGGCGCCCGGGUCAGGGGUCGGAUCUCUACCUGCCAUGGGGCAGCCGGUGGGCCUCAGCAACAGUAACCUCAGCAACGUGGGCUCAGUGUGCAGCGACCAGCAGGUGCAGCAGGUCCAGGUGUUUGCAGACGUCCAGUGCACCGUGAACCUGGUUGGCAGCGACUCCUCCUACCUGAACGCGGGUCCCAUCGGAGCGCCGACCCCCCAGAAGGGUCCUCAGGGGUCCCAGAGCCCAGCAGCCAAUCAGAAGAGCCUCCUCCAGCAGCUGCUCACCGAGUGACGACGCCUCAACGACUCCUCCUCGGCCCCUCUUCUACUCUCCUCUGUCUCACAUGUACACCUCGAAGGUCGGAGCACCAUUAGCCGUCUCUGUCUCACCGCUCGGAUGGAACGAUGGAUUAUUUUGGGAUGCUUUGACGCCCAAAUCAGUGGAGGUUUGGAUUCACUUAGCCUCUCCACUUCUGGAUCUUGGUACUUCUUUUGAGAGAAAAGUCAGAAGGAGCAGCAGUGUAUUUAAACCUGCCUGUCUAAUCUGUCUGACAACCUGUCUGUCUGCCUCAGCCUAUCAAAAGGCAGUGUUGUCUUGCUGCUCAUUCCUUGAUGACCUACUUCCUGCUUCCUUAACCCGAGAAAAAAAACAACUGCAACAUUAUUGUAGAUUUGCCAAGUUGUCGUCACUGUCAAAUCAGGGCCGGGCUCCGUUUAUUUUGUCUCUGUCGCAGCAGCAGCAGUGCAUCUUGGGAGCUUUGAGUUGCAGCAUA
Molecule: messenger RNA, 4989 nt
Organism: Gymnodraco acuticeps
Lineage: Eukaryota; Metazoa; Chordata; Actinopteri; Perciformes; Bathydraconidae
Gene: ncoa1
Product: nuclear receptor coactivator 1
Biological process (GO): positive regulation of transcription by RNA polymerase II; cellular response to hormone stimulus
Cellular component (GO): nucleus
Molecular function (GO): protein dimerization activity; nuclear receptor binding
Source: RefSeq, a predicted model, not a curated record